AUGGGCUACCUUCUUAUCGGAGUAGCGGCCACUGUUGUGGCAUUCUACUUCUGCUUGAUACCGCUAUACCGCCUCUACUUUCACCCUCUGUCCCAAUAUCCUGGACCAAAAUUGGCGGCUGUCACAAAUUGGUAUACUGCUUUCUUUGCAUGGAGAGGGGAUCUUCAUCUCCAAAACCGAGCCUGGCAUGAAAAAUAUGUUCUCCCAGGUGACAUCGUCAGAUCUGGGCCAAACACCCUAUGGUUCAACUCGCGCUCCAUGAUGGCCGAUAUCUACAACGCAGGAGCCAAUGACUGUAAAGUUGACGCGUGGGCCGUCUACAGUGCAAGCCGUCGCAGUCCGAAUAUUUUGAGUGUGGUUGACAAAAAUGUCCAUGCUUUUAAGCGGCGGACAAUGGCAUCCGCGUUCUCUGACCGAGGACUAAAAGACAUAGAGGGACAAAUCCUUAACCACAUCCAAAAGUUUACCACAUUUCUAUGCCCCAAGUCUGCUGAAUCCUCGGAGGAACCCAAUGGUUGGCCAUCACCAAUAAAUGUGGCAACUGUGUGCGACUGGCUAGCCUUCGACCUAAUUGGUGAUAUUACAUACGGGCGAAGCUUUGGUAUGCUCGACUCACCGAAUAAACGAUGGGUUCCUCCGGUGUAUACAAAAAUGUCUCAUCGAGGCAUGAUGGUACGAUAUCUUCCCCGCUAUCAACCUACAGCCCCUUAUCAUCGGUAUCUAAUCAGGAAGAUGCAGUGUCUCAUGCAACCUAAGGUCUAUAAGUACAACUUAGACAAAAUAUUCCUGGCCCCGCUGUACAAAGAUAUCUUGUCUGCGGGUACCUGGGUGUAUAACCGCGUCAAGGAUCGCGUGGACAUGGGAGAUAAGGUUGAAGAAAAGGACGUUUUCUGGAGAAUGUCUACUGCUAAAGAUCAGAAGAAGAACUGGGAGUACAGUCUAAAAGAUAUUUGGACGGAAUCUAUGUUGCUAUUAGGGGCAGGUACCGAUACCACAUCUUCGACCAUGAGUGCAUUGUUCUUCUAUAUCCUCCACGAUCCAGAUGCCCUCUCCCGCGUCACCGCCGAGAUUCGUGCCGCAUUCGAUAACGAGGAUGAAAUCAUUGCCGGUCCCAAGUUAAACUCAUGCCAUUUUCUGCAUGCUUGUGUGGAUGAGACUAUGAGACUCCUUCCAGCCGUAGCGAAUGGGUCCCCACGCCGUGUUCUCCCUGGUGGUCUCACGGUUGGUGGUCAGCAUAUUCCCGAAGGUGUGACUGUCUCUUCAUCACUCUACGUCCUUUUCCGCAAGAACGAAUACUUUGAAAAUCCAGAUGAGUUCCAACCACGAAGGUGGAUUAUUGAUCCUGAGUUUGGUACUGAUGAGGAGAGUGUGAGCAUGGCGAAGCGAGCAUUUUGUCCAUUCAGCGUUGGCCCCAGGUCAUGCGUCGGAUGGAAAUUGGCAUGGAUGGAACUCAACGUGGUACUUGCGAGGAGCGUUUUCCUGUACGACAUGAUGCUCGCACCUGAGGCACCAUGCUGUGCGAGUAACCGUACAGGGAAGAAGUGUGAGUUUCAUUUCAAGGGAUACUCGAUAGCGGCUCCGAUACAAGGCGUUCCUGCACAGAUCAAAAGGAGAUCAUUUUAA
Messenger RNA from Penicillium verrucosum, 1623 nucleotides. Its product is annotated as cytochrome P450. Lineage: Eukaryota; Fungi; Ascomycota; Eurotiomycetes; Eurotiales; Aspergillaceae. The transcript has 4 exons. Gene Ontology annotation, molecular function: oxidoreductase activity, acting on paired donors, with incorporation or reduction of molecular oxygen; iron ion binding; heme binding. The record is from RefSeq and is a predicted model, not a curated record. The coding region runs from base 1 to 1623 and encodes 540 amino acids.